Molecule: messenger RNA, 294 nt
Organism: Macrosiphum euphorbiae (potato aphid)
Lineage: Eukaryota; Metazoa; Arthropoda; Insecta; Hemiptera; Aphididae
Source: the annotation of a GenBank genome assembly
AUGAGUACUGAAGAUUUUAUUGCUACAUUAAGACGUUUUAUUGCUCGUCGAGGACAUCCAAGUAUCAUUAGUAGUGAUAACGGAACAAACUUUACUGGUACAAACAACAAAUUGUGUGAGCUAUAUAAACUAGUUCAGCAACCUGAUCAUCAGAACUCUGUUACAUUAUUCUGCCAGUCAAAGGAAAUUCAAUGGAAAUUCAUUCCACCUGCUUCGCCUUAUCAUGGAGGGUUGUGGGAAUCAAAUAUAAAGUCUGCCAAGGGUAUUCUAAAUAAGGUUACAGGAGACAUGUGA